Messenger RNA from Yarrowia lipolytica CLIB122, 963 nucleotides. RefSeq lists its product as uncharacterized. The record is from RefSeq and is a predicted model, not a curated record. Lineage: Eukaryota; Fungi; Ascomycota; Dipodascomycetes; Dipodascales. Gene Ontology annotation, cellular component: nucleus. Gene Ontology annotation, molecular function: NAD+ binding; histone H4K16 deacetylase activity, NAD-dependent.
AUGCCGGACACGGAUAUCAUGCAACAGGCGGCGGCGCAGGCCAACAUCGAGUACAUCUCGUCGGACGAAGGGGAGGACGAGGGGGCGUUCAGCCGGUUUGGCACCGGAGACGUGGAGAGUCUGGCGGCUCACUCCAAGAUCCACACGUUUGGAGACUUGCUGCGCGAGCUGGAAACGGCGCAGAACAUUGUGGUGCUGUGCGGCGCGGGCAUCUCCACAUCGCUGGGCAUCCCGGACUUCCGGUCCGCCGACGGUCUGUACAAAAGCCUCGAUCUGGAGUCGCUGGGUCUGUCGGACCCCCAGGAGGUGUUUGACCUGGAGGUGUUUGACCAGGACCCCACGCCUUUCUACCGGGUGGCGUCCAAGGUGAUGAUGCCCACUCAGGCGCUGAUUUCACCGACCCACGCUUUCCUCAAGCUGCUGCAGGACAAGGGCAAGCUGCUGCGAAUCUACACACAGAACAUUGACGACCUGGAACACAUUGCCGGCAUCGAGGAGUCCAAAAUGGUGCAGUGCCACGGCGCCUUCCACAUGGCCACCUGUCGCCAGUGUGGAGCCAAGGUCACAUGCGAGUCGUUGCGUCCGGAGAUUGUCGCCGGAGAGAUCCCAAUGUGCCGACGCAAGCGCUGCGAAGGAGUCAUCAAACCAGACAUUGUCUUCUUCGGAGAGGCUCUGCCAGACCGGUUCCGGCACAUGGUGCGGUCGGAUAUCAUCAUGGGAGGCCCCACGCCCAAAGUGGAUCUGUUUCUGUGUCUGGGAACGUCGCUCAAGGUAUCGCCGGCGUGCGACAUUGCCAAACAGGUGCCUCUGGGCGUGCCACGAGUCUACAUCAACCGGGAACCCAGUGCGCGGUUCUACUUUGACAUCAGCUUGUGUGGCGAGAGCGAUUUGGCGGUGCAGGCCAUUUGCGAGGGCAUGGGCUGGGACUUGUCUCACCCUCAGAUGAAGCCCAUGGAUCGAUAA